This is a messenger RNA of Ceratotherium simum simum (southern white rhinoceros), 4058 nucleotides long. RefSeq names its product pleckstrin homology and RUN domain containing M2 (gene PLEKHM2). Gene Ontology annotation, cellular component: endosome membrane. The record is from RefSeq and is a predicted model, not a curated record. Gene Ontology annotation, biological process: lysosome localization; Golgi organization; regulation of protein localization. Lineage: Eukaryota; Metazoa; Chordata; Mammalia; Perissodactyla; Rhinocerotidae. Gene Ontology annotation, molecular function: kinesin binding.
GCGGCGGCGGCGCCAUGGAGCCGCGGGAGGUGAAGGACCGGAUCCUGGAGAACAUCUCGCUGUCGGUGAAGAAGUUGCAGAGCUACUUUGCUGCAUGUGAAGAUGAGACCCCUGCCAUCCGGAACCACGAUAAGGUCCUGCAGCGUCUGUGUGAACACUUGGACCAUGCCCUGCUGUAUGGACUGCAAGACCUCUCAUCUGGCUACUGGGUGCUCGUGGUGCAUUUCACCCGGAGAGAGGCCAUCAAACAGAUCGAGGUGCUGCAGCAUGUGGCCACCAACCUGGGGCGCAGCCGGGCCUGGCUGUACCUGGCUCUCAACGAGAACUCCUUGGAGAGCUACUUGCGAUUGUUCCAGGAGAACCUGGGUCUGCUGCAUAAGUACUAUGUCAAGAAUGCCCUGGUCUGCAGCCAUGAUCACCUGACUCUCUUCUUGACCUUGGUGUCUGGGCUGGAGUUCAUUCGAUUUGACCUGGAUCUGGACGCCCCUUACUUAGACUUGGCCCCCUACAUGCCUGACUACUACAAGCCUCAGUACCUGCUGGACUUCGAAGACCGCCUUCCUAGCUCGGUCCAUGGCUCGGAUAGCCUGUCCCUCAACUCCUUCAACUCCGUCACUUCCACCAACCUGGAGUGGGAUGACAGUGCCAUUGCCCCAUCUAGUGAGGAUUAUGAUUUUGGAGAUGUGUUUCCAGCAGUGCCGUCUGUACCCAGCACAGACUGGGAAGAUGGAGACCUCACAGACACUGUCAGUGGCCCCCGCUCCACUGCCUCCGACCUGACCAGCAGCAAGGCUUCCACCAAGAGUCCCACCCAGCGCCACAAUCCCUUCAAUGAGGACCAGGCAGAGACUGUGUCCUCCUCUGACACCACCCCUGUGCACACCACCUCUCAGGAGAAGGGGGAGUCCCACGCCUUGGACCUGCCAGACGCCUGCACAGAGCUCGAAGUUAUCAGGGUCACCAAGAAAAAGAAAACUGGCAAGAAGAAGAAGACCAGAUCGGAUGAGGAAGCAAGUCCACUUCACCCAGCCUCUACCCAGCACACUUGUGCCAGGCGGGAGGAUGGUGACAGCCUUGUCAGUAGCCCAGGCCUUGGGCAGGGCUCACCAGACACCACCUUUGCGUCCCCCCAGGAGGAAGGAGAGGGGCCCAGCAGCACAGCUGAGAGCAGUGAGCGCUCGGAGCCCGGCCAGAUGGGCCUGCUUAUCCCUGAAAUGAAGGACACCUCCAUGGAACGCUUGGGGCAGCCCCUGAGUAAGGUCAUUGACCAGCUCAACGGGCAGCUGGACCCCAGCACCUGGUGCUCCCACGUCGAGCCCCCAGACCAGUCCUUUCGGACCGGCUCUCCGGGGCAUGCCCCGGAGAGGCCGCCAUUUUCCGACUUUAGUGAAGGGCUUUCAGCCCCAAUGGACUUCUACCGCUUUACCAUUGAGAGUCCAAGCACUGUUACAUCAGGUGGCAGCAACCAUGACCCUGCAAGGCCUGGCCAACCGCUGCAUGUUCCUGGUAGCCUUGAGGCUGCUGUCCAAGAAGAAGAGGGAGGAGGAGGAGAGGGACAGGCGCCUCGGUCCCUAGAGGACACCCCGGGAGAGGCUCAGGAGCCAGAGACCCAGGAACUGGAGACCCCGUUGCCCCCGGUCGGUGAGGGGCCUGUGCCUGAGCUGGAGCCUGGGACCCAGGUGGCUCUUUGCCGGCUCAAGCGAGACCAGCCCAGCCCAUGUCUGAGCAGCGCUGAGGACUCUGGGGUGGAUGAGGGGCAGGGCAGCCCUUCUGAGAUGACCCACUCGGCAGAGUUCAGAGUAGACAACAAUCACUUACUCCUGCUGAUGAUCCAUGUGUUUCGAGAAAAUGAAGAACAGCUCUUCAAAAUGAUCCAGAUGAGCACAGGGCACAUGGAGGGCAACCUGCAGCUGCUGUACGUGCUGCUCACAGACUGCUAUGUCUACCUGCUCCGGAAAGGGGCCACAGAGAAGCCAUACCUGGUGGAAGAGGCCGUUUCUUACAAUGAACUUGACUACGUGUCGGUGGGCCUCGACCAGCAGACCGUGAAGCUGGUGUGCACCAACCGCAGGAAGCAGUUUCUGCUAGACACGGCUGACAUGGCCCUGGCUGAGUUCUUCUUGGCUUCUUUGAAGUCAGCCAUGAUCAAAGGCUGUCGGGAACCACCAUACCCCAGCAUCCUGACUGAUGCCACCAUGGAGAAGCUGGCACUGGCCAAAUUUGUGGCCCAAGAAUCUAAGUGUGAGGCGACCGCUGUGACUGUGCGCUUCUAUGGGCUUGUGCACUGGGAGGACCCCAUGGAUGAGUCCCUGGGUCCUGUCCCCUGCCACUGCUCACCCCCCGAGGGCACCAUCACCAAGGAAGGCAUGCUGCAUUACAAGGCGGGCACCUCCUACCUGGGCAAGGAACACUGGAAGACCUGCUUCGUGGUGCUCAGCAACGGGAUCCUUUACCAGUAUCCCGACCGCACCGAUGUCACGCCCCUGCUCUCCGUGAACAUGGGGGGGGAGCAGUGCGGUGGCUGUCGGAGAUCCAACACCACGGAUCGGCCCCACGCCUUCCAGGUCAUCCUCUCUGACCGGCCCUGCCUGGAGUUGAGCGCCGACAGCGAGGCCGAGAUGGCCGACUGGAUGCAGCACCUCUGCCAGGCCGUGUCCAAAGGGGUCAUCCCCCAGGGGGUAACUCCCAGCCCCUGCAUCCCCUGCUGCCUGGUGGUCACCGACGACCGCCUCUUCACGUGCCACGAGGAUUGCCAGACCAGCUUCUUCCGCUCCCUGGGCCUCGCCAAGCUGGCCGACAUCAGCGCUGUCUCCACCAAACUGGGCAAGGAGUACUGUGUCUUGGAGUUCUCCCAGGACAGCCAGCAGCCCCUCCCACCCUGGGUCAUCUACCUGAGCUGCACAUCUGAACUGGACCGAUUCCUGUCUGCACUGAACUCGGUGUGGAAAACCAUCUACCAGGUGGACCUCCCCCACAAGGCCAUCCCGGAAGCCUCCAACAAGAAGAAGUUUGAGGACGCCCUGAGCCUCAUCCACAGCGCCUGGCAGCGGAGCGACAGCCUCUGCCGCGGCAGAGCCUCCCGGGACCCCUGGUGCUGAGGCAGAGCUGGCUGGCAUCCCGGUGGGGCAGGACGGGGGCACGCCAUGCAGCACAUACUGUCAUCGCUGUGUCGUCGUGCUGCUUGGGGCCAGGCUUCCACCCCUGUUCUACAGCCCACUCCCACCCUGGAUGGCAGAACCACAAGCGGGGUUUAGGACAGGGUCUGUCCCCUUCCAGGGAUCCAGAACAGAUGUUCAACACCCCUGGGCAUCCUGCCUGGCAGGUGGGCACUGGAGAGUGCCGGGGGCAGAGGGUCUGAGCCCUGUGGGCUCUGCAGACGCAUGGCCUCCUCCGUGGGGCCCCCGCCUCAGUCCACGCCAUCUCUCUAGGUGGUGAUGGGAAUGAUAUCGACUCUGAGGGAAGUGGAAGGACUGGGAGGGCAGGAGGCCCCUCUUCCUCUCCUGGGUCAGGGCCCGGGCUGAGGCUCAGGGGGCCCUGGGUGCCCUGAGUGCCUGGCCAUCGUUGUUCAUUUUUGAACAUCCGCCUGGCCAUGCAGGGAGCUGGAACACUAAGGUCCCAGUGCAUGUUUUCUCCUAACUCCAUCCCCAGGCACACUGCUGCUGCCUUCCAGGGCCCGGGGCUAUGGACUGGGGGCCGGCCUGGCCCUCGCUGGCUGCCAGGAGGCCCUGCAUGUCCAGAGCCCCCUGCCCCUGCCUCUCCCCACCCCCGGCAGUGCCCAUAGGACCCAGGAAUCAAGCCGUCUCCUUUUGCCAGGAGCAAAGGGGAAGGAGGAGAGCUUGGAGAGAAGCAGAGCCCAGCAGCCUGGUGUCCACGUUGGCGCCUCCUGACUGUCCCCUGCUUGGCUGAGCCGGGCCCUUCCCGAGAGCUUUGUGAAGGGCCCUCUGGGGAAGGAGUCAGGUGGUCUGGGUUUUGUUUUUUAAAAUAAAAUAGACAUGUUAUAUUGCCAAGACUUGUCACUGGCCCUUUUUGACUGGGGCCGAGGUGGCGGAUCUCCAGCC